UUGAACUUCAGUUGUGAUUGAUUUGUUGUUCAGUCUUAAAUACAACCCUGAAAAUUCUUAUCCCUAAGAAAUCAGCUUUUGAAAAAAGUAGUGAUGUUUUCGGUUUGACAUUAGUAGCACACUGGAAUGUGUGAUUGCAGAUGUCGGCUUUACAAACUGGAAUGCUGAGCUUAGAGGAUUGUAAUUUCACUCUGGGGACAGGCUUGACCGAGCAAGAAGAGGUAGCGCAGGAUCUGCGUAAGGUGAUGGAGAAUAUGCGGGAACAGAAAAAACAGUUGUUGAAGCAGCAGGCCGGCCUCAGAGCCACCUUAGCGACUCUCACCGCAUUGGUCAAAAAUGCUGGUUUGCCGUGCAAGAAGUGCCAGAAUAAUGAAAAAACAGGAAAUGGGACAGCAAACACAAGUCAGAACCAGGCACAAGUCUGUGAACCGCCUGAAGAUAUUGUGUGUUGUGGAAUUGAAGACUGUGAGGACUUUGAGUACUUCGAUGAGGACCAUAUCUGGUCACUGUGCAACCAGUUGUUCCACAGAUCUGCCAAGUUUGAGGACUUCCAUAGCCACGUCCUGACUCACUUCUCGGAUGAGGAUGGGGAUUUAGACUCCAUCAUCUCCAACAACUACCACGUCGUCACUAGAGACAAUAAUAGUAAUGAAUAA
Molecule: messenger RNA, 656 nt
Organism: Homalodisca vitripennis (glassy-winged sharpshooter)
Lineage: Eukaryota; Metazoa; Arthropoda; Insecta; Hemiptera; Cicadellidae
Exons: 4
Coding region: 141-656 (171 amino acids)
Source: RefSeq, a predicted model, not a curated record